UGCGUGGUUAUGUGUCAACAUUUAUACGCAUUGUUUGUGAACGUCCUUCUCCUUACAUUCGGCGCAUCUAUGUGCUGUCUUUAGCGCAAAGCUAGCAGCACAACACGUGAAAGCAGCCAGAUCUGUAAGGUUUCCACAAGUAUUCCAGUAUCGGACCCUUGGUACACCUUCCGAUCCGCGGAGCCCAACUCGCUGCACUUCGCGGCCGGAGAAAGCUUCUCCUGGAGAGGAGCAACGAACGCUGGUGGCUGGGGUCAGCUGACAGGAUUAAAGCUCCACGCAUCCACGGGAAAAGGCAUAUAUUAAAAGGAGCACAGCUGACCCGAUCACCCACUUCCCCUCCCUCUCCCUCUCACCGUGCUGCCUCCUCUUCCUCGCUAAGACCAUGGAGGAGGUCACCAAGGUCACAGAAACCACACAGGCCCCGCCACCUCUCCUGGAACGGCAGGUUCGCCAGCGACAGCCCACAGUUUCAGUCCUCAAAUCCAAGCUGAAGCAGAGUGUGACUUGCUCCGUGCCCAAAGUCCGAUCCACCCUGACCGGGUUCUUCCCUGUGGUGCGCUGGCUGCCUAAAUACAAGCUCCGAGAGUACAUCUGGGGCGAUGUUAUGUCCGGGGUGAUCGUUGGUAUCAUCUUGGUACCGCAGGCCAUCGCCUACUGCCUGCUGGCAGGAGUGCAGCCCAUCUAUGGUUUAUACACCUCAUUUUACGCCAACAUCAUCUACUUCCUCAUGGGGACGUCCAGACAUGUCUCCGUGGGGAUCUUCAGCCUCAUGGGCCUCAUGGUGGGACAGGUGGUGGAUAAGGAGAUGUUCCUGGCAGGUUUUGACCUCAAUGAGGACUCCACAGUGUAUGGCCCUGAUGUGUUUAAUGCCACACUGGACACUAACCUCACAGCUGCUAAACUUCACAGUGUGGAGCUAAUGGGUCAGCAGUGUGGGAGGGAGUGUUACUCAAUCAGCAUCGCUGCUGCCCUUACAUUCCUGGCUGGCGUCUACCAGGUCCUGAUGGCUGUAUUUCAGCUAGGCUUCGUCUCUGUAUACCUUUCGGCUCCUAUGCUUGAUGGGUUUGCCACAGGAGCCUCUUUCACCAUCCUGACCGUGCAGGCUAAAUACCUGUUGGGUCUAAAGAUUCCCCGUCACCAGGGCUACGGCACAGUUGUCGUCACCUGGAUCAACAUCUUCGCCAACAUUAAUGAGACCAACCUGUGUGACCUCAUCACUAGUGCCAUCUGUAUCUCUGUAUUAGUGGCAGGGAAAGAGAUCCAGGAGCGCUACAAGGAUCGUCUAAAAAUCCCUCUGCCAACUGAGCUGAUAGUAGUGGCAGGAGCUACACUGGCCAGCCAUUUUGGGGAACUGAACAGCCGUUACAGCUCCAGUGUUUCAGGUCACAUCCCCACAGGGUUCAUUCCUCCUCAGGUGCCCAGCUUUUUUCUGAUGUCACGAGUGGCACUAGAUGCCAUUCCUCUGGCUGUCAUUAGUUUUGCCUUCACGGUGUCGCUGUCUGAGAUGUUCGCCAAGAAAAACGGCUACUCGGUUCGUCCCAACCAGGAGAUGCUGGCCAUCGGCUUCUGUAACAUCAUCCCCUCCUUCUUCCAUUGUUUCACCACCAGUGCAGCACUGGCAAAAACCAUGGUGAAGGACUCAACAGGCUGCCAGACUCAGGUAUCGAGUCUGAUCAGCGCCGUGGUCGUCCUUCUGGUCCUCCUCUUCUUCGCACCUUACUUCUACGCUCUCCAGAAGUGUGUUCUUGCCUGUAUCAUCAUUGUCAGCCUUCGAGGGGCACUGAGAAAGUUCAAGGACGUCCCGGGGAAGUGGCGUGCCAGCCGUAACGAUGCCAUCGUUUGGCUGGUCACCAUGUCUGCCACAGCUCUAAUAAGUGUGGAGCUGGGCCUCCUGGUUGGAAUAGUUUUUUCCAUGAUCUGUGUCAUCUUUAAGACCCAGAACCCUAAGGUCUCUCUCCUGGGCCGGGCCAAUGACACUGAUCUUUACGAGGAUGUGGACGAGUACAAGAACCUCAUGCCGCCGCCUCGGGUUCAGGUCUUCCGCUUCCAGGCUCCCCUGUACUACGCCAACAGGGACUCAUUCCUCAAGUCCCUCUACAAAGCUGUCGGAGUUGAACCUUUCUUGGAGCUGACUAAGAGAAGAAAGGCAGAGAAAAAGGCCAAAGAGAUGUCCUCGAAGCAGGCCAAGGCAAAGGUGGAUAAAAAUAACGGAGAGGUUGUUAUUGGACUAGUCCAAAGGGAACUGGAUUUCCACACAAUAGUUUUAGACUGCUCUGCCAUCCCCUUCAUAGACUCGACAGGAAUGGCCACAUUUAAAGGGCUGGUCAAAGAAUAUAAAGAGAUCAGGGUGAGUGUGCUCUUCGCCAACUGUAACACCUCAGUCAUUGACACCCUGCAGAAGGGACAAUUCUUUGGGAAGAAUGACAAAGAAAUGAGCAGCCUGCUGUUUCAUACAGUUCACGCUGCAGUUCUUCAUGCAAACAGUACAUUUGCAGCAGCAGAAAGCAGGUCAGAAGACUCUGUGGUGUAGAGCAGCUGGAAGAAGAAGGGAAUAGUGAUAAUGUUGUGGUGUGUUUCAUUUCUCCUUUUCCUUUCCAUUGUAAACCUAAAAGUGAAUUUAGGUAUGUUGUCUUGCCAUCUAUAACAAUACUGCAUUAGGUAGCUUUGAGGUUGCCUUUUAGGAAGCUUUGCCCAAGAAAAGAUGGGGGUACCAAGAGAAUCCAAUCAAGUAAUUUUUUGAUGCUUUGCACCCUUAAAUAAACACACCACAACGUGCUUUCUUUAAAGCAGUUUUCCAAGAUUUAAAAUGCAAUUUCACUGCUGGAAAGAGGGCCAUUUCAUAAAACUAGUAGUAGAUAAAUUGUUUUUUAAACUGGUGCCCUAUGACUGGAGAAAACUGAGGAAAAAGGGUGUCAUAUUCCCUAUUUCUCUAAAGGGGAAAAUCCUUCAACAACCAGGAUCCAUUGCUCAUGGUGCCUUCCAAGGCCCCUCUCAGGCCACUCCUUUAUUGGUAGAGAAGCUGCAGAGGCCUCUUUCUCCUCCAUACAUUGCCUAACUCCACCGGGCUCACAAGUAGCCCUGAAUAUCAGAUUCCAACAUAUUAUAAAACUAUUUUUUCCCCAAAUACACUGGUAUUUUAAUAUUCGUUUUUCUUUAUAAGUAGCAAGAAAACAAUAGGGCAGACAGAUCUGCUCAGAUCUGAUGAUUCACCUGACAGACACGUGUUUCGAAAAUAGACACCCUAUCUGCAAAGGUGGAACAGUUAACACAAACCAUUGUAACACAAUUAGCGAGGUUGAGUUAGCUGUGUCAUUAUGUUAAGCUAGUAGACAAGGCUAGGCUAGGCUCAGUGCCAAGCUAACAGGGUAGCAACAGAGGCUUCCCCCUAACACUAAGAUUGUUUUGAAAAUAAAAAGCAGCAAGUCUAAUAUGAUAUGGACUCAGCACAGGGAGAGUAACAGAGUGGAUAAGUAGAAGAGUGAAGAUUAAGGAGAGUGAGGAGAUUAGAACACAAAAUGGGAGAAAGAGUAGACAGCGGUUGUCAAUCUCACUGAAAUCUCAAUGCGCGUAACGAGAAGCAGCAUCAUAUAUGUACUUCCCACAUUAGAAUAAUAGGAAUCAAGUAGAAAAUCAGUGAAGUUGACCUUUAAAUAAAAGUAAAAUGGAGGUAAGGUAAAGAAAGCCAGCAAAUAUAUUCACUGAUCAGCAAAUACUACCAUGGCUGACAAAUGGCUUCAAAUUGAUUACAUUUUCCACUUAUAAAAGUGGAAAAUUUAAACAUUUUAAUAUGACAAAAAGUUAUAAAGGCAAAUUUUACAGCCUGCAUAGACCCAUAUAGUCCAUAUUUGUUGGUUGACUCAGUAGCCACAUUUGUUGCACCUUUUGUUGCUACAUAAUUCUGCUUCAAAUUCAGAAAUAAAUAAAGAAAAGGACAAAUGAUUGCAUUAUAACUGCGUGAUUUCAGGUUGGACGGAAUUUGUGGUAGAGCUACUCAAUCUGUAAUGAACUAUGCCAAUUGUGGUCACUUAUCUGUUGCCUUCUCUCAUUAACUUUCCUUCUGUACUUUCCUCAUUUGCCCCAAAUAACUUCCUAGCUGGACACAGUUAGUAGGGAAGUUAGUAGGAAAGAAAAGGAAAUGAGCAGUAGGAAAGACAUUUACUAUUUAGUAACACACUUUACUAUAUCAAAAGCAAUUUUUAUUGCAAUGAAAGCUGUUUGAACUUUUUUAUAUCACUUCAAGCCUUUGGCCAAAUUUCAUAUUGGCUCGUAUCCAGGAGUCCAGAGUUCAGACAUGGAGAUUCAGCCACUAUCAGUUGUAUUUCCUGAGGUGCCAACUAUUACCUUGGACCUCAAAAUCAUGUCUAAAAGGCGGGAAGCUUUACAUGACUCACGAGUGCUUUUUCAGACUCAGUCUCACACAGACAGCCUUGCCUUCCAACCAGGGCUCAUUACAUCAUACCUGUACUCUUGACCUGUUCCCUGGUCACCCCGCAAGAACAGAUAUACGAUCUGUUCUUGUAAAAUAAAGGAUUUACACACAUCUGAGAUCUCUUAUCAGGUGCUGGAUGAAAGCAAGCCAUCAUAUGAAGCUUCUGAAAUUUAUAUUUUUUCUGAGUAAACUGAUGGUAGCAGGUGAUGCUGCAUAUUUUGUCAAAAUGGUUUGUUAAAUCAAAUGUUUAUAAAUAAGAGCAGAUUUUGUCUCUGUUAAAUCACUGUUUUUCCUUAUGUCUUUCAUCCUGUUGGUGCCAAGUGGGAAUUUUUUAUUAAAACAAUUUCUUGAAAGUACCCUAACUUCAAAAAGGAGUAAUACUUAAUGUGAACAUGUUCAUGUAAAAAAAGAGAAGGGUUGAUGAGCUGGCAUUGUACAGUAAUAAGAUGUAGACAUUCUUGUAAAUUUAGAACAUUAUCAUUUGUAUUUUCAUACACUUAUUUUGUCAUCAAACUUGUUUCCAUGUAUUAAUUUAACUCAAAUUGUGAUAGUGAUUGCAUCACGUUUUAGGGGAAGUCUGUUAGACAUUCAUUUUGACAGUGUUGACAUUCAACACCCAUAUGCAAAGACUGCCGUAAUUUUCAAUACUUGAAUUAAACAGUUUUUAGUGAA
Molecule: messenger RNA, 5104 nt
Organism: Siniperca chuatsi (mandarin fish)
Lineage: Eukaryota; Metazoa; Chordata; Actinopteri; Centrarchiformes; Sinipercidae
Gene: slc26a1
Product: solute carrier family 26 member 1
Exons: 8
Coding region: 386-2533 (715 amino acids)
Biological process (GO): transmembrane transport
Cellular component (GO): membrane
Molecular function (GO): secondary active sulfate transmembrane transporter activity; chloride transmembrane transporter activity; oxalate transmembrane transporter activity
Source: RefSeq, a predicted model, not a curated record